This is a messenger RNA of Acanthosepion pharaonis, 639 nucleotides long. Lineage: Eukaryota; Metazoa; Mollusca; Cephalopoda; Sepiida; Sepiidae. The record is from the annotation of a GenBank genome assembly.
AUGCUCUUUGAUUUUGCUUUCUUUCUUUUAGUUUUCUUUGUUAAUCUUUUAUUCUAUAUUUUUUCUUUCUUUUCUCUUUUUUUCCUCUCUUUUUCUUUCUUCUUUUUUCUUUUUUCUUUCUUUUCUUCUCUUUUUGUUUUUCUUUUUUUCUUUUUCUUUUUCUUUUUUCUUUUUUCCCUAUCUUUUUGUUUUUUCCCUCUGGUUUUUCUUUUUCCUUUCUUUUAUUCUCUUUUAUUUUUCCUCCUUUUUUUUUCUUUUUUCUUUCUGUUCCUAUCUUUUUGUUUUUCGUUUUUCUUUUUUUUUCCUAUCUUUUUUCUUUCUUGUUUUUUUCUUUUUUCCUUCUUUUCCUCUCUUUUUCUUUUUCCUUCUUGUUUUUCGUUUUCCUUUCUUUUCCUGACUUUUUUUCUUCUAUCUUUUUGCUUUUCCUUCUUGUUUAUCGUUUUUUUUCUCUUUUUCCUUCUUUUUUUCGUUUUUCUUUCUUUUCCUCACUUUAUCUUUUUCCUUCUUGUUUUUCUUUUUACCUCUCUUUUUCUUUUUCCUUCUUUUUUCUUUUUUCUUUCUUUUCCUCUCUUUUUCUUUUUCCUUCCUGUUUUCGUUUUUCUUUCUUUUCCUCCCUUUUUCUUUUUCCUUCUUUUUUAG